This is a messenger RNA of Ipomoea nil (Japanese morning glory), 1854 nucleotides long. Its product is annotated as zinc finger RNA-binding protein 2-like. Gene Ontology annotation, molecular function: zinc ion binding; nucleic acid binding. Lineage: Eukaryota; Viridiplantae; Streptophyta; Magnoliopsida; Solanales; Convolvulaceae. Bases 227 to 1711 code for a protein of 494 amino acids. The transcript is spliced from 2 exons. The record is from RefSeq and is a predicted model, not a curated record.
CACUGAUACACAUAGUCACAUAGGGGAAAUAUUAGGUCUAAAAUGAAUAACACUAGAUUGGAAAGAAGGGGCACCAAACCAAACGCCAUAGCCCAUAGGUGGGAUACAUCUUUGUAAGACUUUCCAAUUCCAAAAGGCAAAAACCCAGUAAAGAAGAUGAGUGAUCUCCAAGUCCAAUCAACUGCGUAGAGCUAAGAAGAAGAAGAAGAAGAAGAAAUCCCCAAAAAUGGAUCUCUCGUCUCAACAUCAACAAGGACAAGAAUACCAAUCUUGGCAAUCGCAAUCGCAAUCGCAAUCAUAUGAUCCAUCAGCCUACAAUCCUCAUCAUCAGCAUCAAUCCUAUUACUACGACUCCUAUUAUUACCAGCAAUACCCAAACGGCUAUGCUUACACUCCCAAUCAAUCGAAUGCCCAUCACCCACGGCAGCUGCACGCCCCGCCGAUUCAUCCGCCGGGUGCAUCUCCCGCCGACUUGUCCGCGCAGGCUCAGGAGAAUGUGUAUCACCCGCCGCCGCAACAGGGAAGUGGGGAUAUCUCUGCGGCUGCGGCGGCGACCUAUCUCACGUCGGGGUUGCAGCAGGGGCAUCGAUGGUAUCCACAGCUCGAUGCCUAUGGGCCCGUCGUUGGUGGUCCGGGUUUGGCUUCGGGACCCGCUCCGAGACCUUAUGGGUUGCCUCCUCUUCCUCCUCCGGCUGCUCAGUCUUUUCACAAGUUUGGCAGUAAAAGGGGAGGCAAGCCGUUGAGAGGUGGUGGUCGGGGGAAACCUUUACGUGGAAGGGGGCGUAAUCAGGGCAGAGGUGGUUCUAGGCUGUUAUCAUCCUUCAACAUCAAUGCUUCAGUUGGCAAGAACACACUUUGCAGCAGACAAGAGGCAGGACCUUCCACUAAUAACCAUGGAAAGGAAGCCAACUCUAACGGGCUGUUGCAGGUAACUGCGUCUAUACAGAACAAUGCAGCUUCUAAUCAGCAAUCCAAAGUUGCUAGGUGUGAAUUAUGCAUGGUUGAUUGCACUAGUUUGGAAGUUCUUGAACAACACAAGCUUGGGAAGCGGCAUCAGAAGAACAUGAAAAAGUUGGAGCCAUUGAAAAACUUCAACGCACCUAUAAGUGAAUCCCUGGAUGGCAAGAAAGUUGCUGAUGGUUCAACUUUGCAGACUGAAAUUCAGGUUGAAGAGAGCAAGCCGAGCCUCUCAGAAACUUUACCGUCUGGAACUGUUCAGCAUGAAGCUGCUGCAAUGGGAAGUGAAGAGCAAAAAGAUGAAGCGGAAAAUCCUAAUGUACCCGUAGAGGCCAAAAUCGAGUCACAAGCAGUGAAGCGUAGGGUGAAUCAGUUCAAUAAUCAAAAGCGUGGAUCAAAGCGUAAAACGCGAGGUGGGAAGCGGAUGAGAAUGUCUGACACACCGAGACCAGAAAGGGAACCUCCCAAACCCAAAGUUGUAAUUCCUCUAGUAUGUGAUUUGUGUAAUGUCAAGUGCGAUACACAGGAAGUUCUUGACCGCCAUCUUUCCGGUAAAAAGCACAUGUCUAAGCGUAAGCACUUUGAAGUUCACCAAGCUAUGUAUGGACCUCUAGGGCUUCAAGUUCUGUACCCCCCUAAUCCAGUCACCCUACAUUCACAGGGUCAUCAACAAGCCCUAUAUGUACCCCAAGCUCCAGAUCCUUCAACAGCAGCAGUGUCUUUGCCCUCUCAAACUCAAAAUGCUGUAUCCUAAGAUUUCAUGUAUUCUUCUUUUUCACCGAAACACAAAUUUUCAAUUGAAAAUGUUACUCUGAGAUUUUGAUCACCAAACUUUUAUUCUAAUGUUAUCAAGCAGGGGUCAGGGACUAACUUCUGCAGUUCCUGUUGAGGUGGAUA